Psilocybe cubensis is the source of this 1908-nucleotide messenger RNA. RefSeq lists its product as uncharacterized. Gene Ontology annotation, molecular function: copper ion binding; ferroxidase activity. Lineage: Eukaryota; Fungi; Basidiomycota; Agaricomycetes; Agaricales; Agrocybaceae. Bases 1 to 1908 code for a protein of 635 amino acids. The transcript is spliced from 10 exons. Gene Ontology annotation, biological process: cellular response to iron ion starvation; reductive iron assimilation. The record is from RefSeq and is a predicted model, not a curated record. Gene Ontology annotation, cellular component: high-affinity iron permease complex.
AUGGCGUUUAGCCGUAUUGUCGCUGCGCCAAUCUUUCUGGCACUUUGGGCGCUACCCGUCAUUGCAGGUGUCCAAGAAAUAUGGUGGAAUAUCACCUAUAUCCAGAAUGCUAACCCAGACGGCUUGUUUGAACGUCGGGUUAUAGGUGUUAACAAUACAUGGCCGCCUCCCCCAAUCUCCGUUUCUACGGAUGAUUCAUUGCUGGUUCACGUAACCAAUUCGAUUGACCAGCCGACCACCCUCCAUCAUCAUGGCAUGUUCUUCAAUUCGACUUCGUGGAUGGACGGCGCUCAAGGUGUCUCUGAAUGUGGCAUCCCUCCUGGUGGACAAUUCGACUAUGUCGUACCUAUAAAUUCAUCGGGACAAUGGGGAACAUAUUGGGUCCAUGCUCAUGCAUCGGGCCAAUACGUCGACGGACUGCGAGCACCAGUGGUUCUUCAUCCGCCGAAAGAGGUUCACUCGUAUGAUGAAGAAUUUACAGUCGUAUUAGGUGACUGGUAUCACGACGAACACUCCGUGCUCAUCAAACAAUUCGUCAACAUCGCCAAUCCAGGUGGAGCUGAACCUGUGCCUGAUUCUGCCUUGAUCUAUUUUGCACAAAAUUCGACCUAUCUUGGGCCUGUUGCUGGUUCCAGUCCAUCAUCUGUUACAUCAGCAGUAGGAUUCAACGAAAAUGCAACGCUCCCCUUUGAACCUGGCAAAACGUACCGACUUCGUAUCGUCAAUACUUCUGCAUUCUCAGCCUUCUUUUUUUGGAUCGACGGGCACGACAUGAGGAUAAUUGAAGUCGAUGGUACUGAUGUGCAGGAAUCACCUAUCGAUCUACUGAGUAUUACAGUGGCCCAGAGGUACUCCGUUCUGGUUACGGCAAGAAAUGACACAACGAGUAAUUGGGUGAUCCACGCAAACAUGGAUACAGACAUGUUCGACACUGUCCCCGACACCCUGAAUCCCAAUAUCACAUCUUCAAUAACCUACGACUCCUCAGCACCCCUCACCGACCUCGGAUUCGUGAACGAAUAUCACGAUGUAGACGACCUUUCUCUUGUCCCUAUUAUUGAGAUAGCCCAGCCUGUCGCGACUAAGACGAUUGAACUUGAGGUUACUUUCGAUACCAUGAACGACGGGACAAAUCACGCCAUGUUCAACCAAAUUACGUACAACUCGCCCUUGGUCCCCGCUAUAUUUUCUACGAUGACUUUGGGGCCCAAUGCAACUGCUCAAAGCGCGUAUGGACCCCUCAGCUUUGUGAUCGAACAUAUGGACGUCGUCGAUAUUAUUGUGAAAAACGGAGACGCCGGAAAGCACCCUUUCCAUUUACACGGACAUAAACCAAUGAUAGUCGGGAGAUCUCAGGAUUAUACUUCUAAUGAUCCUGCUCUCAAUCCCCCCAUCGUAGAAGGACAGAAAAAUCCCAUCCGACGAGAUACUAUCCAAAUCCCGUCAAUGAAUUCGGCUACGCUACGCGUUGUGGCUGAUAACCCAGGAGUCUGGUUCUUCCACUGUCACAUCGAAUGGCACCUCGAAGUCGGCUUGGCUAUUCAGCUGGUUGAAGCCCCUUUGCAAGCCCAAGCGCUCCGCGAAAAUGUACCACAGGUUAUGUACGACCACUGUCAAGCGCUGGGGAAACCUAUAUCUGGAAACGCCGCCGGGAUUGCAUCAGCGACAGACCUUACUGGACUGCCUCUGGGUCCCUUCCCUCAGAAGCUGGGUUGGCACCCUAAAGGCAUCGGUGCAAUGGCUGGGUGUGUGCUAACUGCUGUGUUGGGCAUGAUGGCAGUAACAUGGUACUCUUUGGGAGGCCAUAUUAGUGAUGCAGAGAUCGAACAUGAGGUGCGGGAGGCAAUAGCCAAAAAAGAGAAAAGGGGGAAGUUCUUUGGAUUUCUUCCCAAGAAACAGAGCUCGUAG